AUGACUCAACCGAAUCCCUACAUUCUGGCCGCUGAAAACCCUUCCGCCCUAUUGACUCUUUUGCGCUCGAAUCCAGCCAUCGCAUCCUGUCAAGAUGAGCACGGAUACUCUCUCUUGCACGCCGCGGCUUCGUAUGGCCAUGCCGACCUCCUACGCGCACUUGUCGGAGAGUUUAAUGUGGACGUCAACCUUCUCGAUGAAGACGGCGAGACGUGCCUUUUCGUGACGGAGAAUGCUGAUAUCGCCAAAUGUCUCGUUGAGGAGCUAGGUGUGGACUAUAAUAAGAGGAACGACGAAGGGUUAACGGCGCAGGAGACCAUUGAGAGCGACGGCGCAUUUCCCGAUGUCGCAGCAUACCUCGCAAAAGUUAUGGGCAUAUCUCCAUCAGCACCUGCAGGCUCAUUAUUAGACGCCUUGAAUGCUCCUCCUCCGUUGCCGCCGAAUAUCAGAGUCAACUUGGGAACAGUAUCGGAGGAGGAAGCGAGCGCAGGGACGGACCAGGUUGACCCAGAGUUUAAACGCCGGAUUGACGAGCUCGCCGCGCGAGAAGACUUCCACAGCGAAGCUACGCAAAACCAACUACGACAGCUGGUUAUGGAUGCCCUUAAUGGCUCCAAUAUUGAGACACAGGACAGAGAUGUUCGGCGGAGAACGGAAUAA
Messenger RNA from Aspergillus fischeri NRRL 181, 660 nucleotides. Its product is annotated as ankyrin repeat protein. Lineage: Eukaryota; Fungi; Ascomycota; Eurotiomycetes; Eurotiales; Aspergillaceae. The record is from RefSeq and is a predicted model, not a curated record. The transcript has a single exon. The coding region runs from base 1 to 660 and encodes 219 amino acids. Gene Ontology annotation, molecular function: protein binding.